Molecule: messenger RNA, 5058 nt
Organism: Truncatella angustata
Lineage: Eukaryota; Fungi; Ascomycota; Sordariomycetes; Amphisphaeriales; Sporocadaceae
Exons: 4
Coding region: 1-5058 (1685 amino acids)
Biological process (GO): intracellular protein transport; Golgi to endosome transport; receptor-mediated endocytosis
Cellular component (GO): actin cortical patch; clathrin coat of coated pit; clathrin coat of trans-Golgi network vesicle
Molecular function (GO): structural molecule activity; clathrin light chain binding
Source: RefSeq, a predicted model, not a curated record
AUGGCCGGACAGCUCCCCAUCAAGUUCCAGGAGCUGUUGAUGCUCAGCAACGUUGGCGUCGACAGCUCCGCCAUUGGCUUCAACUCAUGCACAUUAGAGUCCGACUCCUUCAUCUGCAUACGAGAAAAGAAGAACGAGGCUGCGCAACCAGAGGUCAUCAUUGUCGAUCUCAAGAACGGCAACAAUGUCACCCGGCGCCCCAUCAAAGCCGACAGUGCCAUCAUGCACUGGACGAGGCAGAUCAUUGCUCUGCGGGCACAGUCCAGAACGUUGCAGAUCUUCGAUCUUGAAGCCAAGCAAAAGCUCAAGUCCGCGACAAUGAACGAGGACGUCGUCUUCUGGAAGUGGAUCAGUGAUAAAGAACUAGGCCUCGUGACUGACACCGCCGUCUACCACUGGGACAUCUUCGAUACCACUCAGGCCGCACCUGUGGAAGUCUUCAAGCGUAACCAAAACAUGAAUGGCUGCCAAAUCAUCAACUACCGAAUUAAUAGUGAUGGUAAAUGGAUGGCGAUCGUGGGCAUCUCCCAGCAACAAGGCCGCGUUGUUGGCAGUCUGCAGCUAUACUCGAAAGAUCGCGGCAUCAGCCAGGCCAUUGAGGGUCAUGCUGCCACAUUCGGUACACUCAGACUGGAAGGCGCCCCUGCCGACACAAAGGUCUUUGCAUUUGCUGUCCGAACCGCUACUGGAGCCAAGCUACACAUCGUCGAGAUCGACCAUCCAGAAACGAAUCCCGUCUUCCAGAAGAAGGCCGUGGACAUCUACUUCCCGCCCGAGGCUACCAACGACUUUCCCGUCGCCAUGCAAGUUUCGCAGAAAUAUGGUCUCAUCUACAUGGUCACCAAGUACGGCUUCAUUCAUCUUUACGAUCUAGAGACUGGCUCCACCAUCUUCAUGAACCGUAUCUCUAGCGAGACCAUCUUCGCUACUGCCGCAGAUGUUGAGUCGACCGGUCUGCUCGGUAUCAACAGAAAGGGACAAGUGCUAUUUGUGUCGGUGGAUGAGAACAACAUGAUCAACUACCUUUUGCAGAACCCUGCCAACACUGAGAUGGCAAUCAAGAUGGCUUCGAGAGCUGGUCUCCCUGGAGCUGACCAGCUCUACGGAAGACAGUUCGAGCAGCUGAUGCAAAGCGGCGACUAUACCGGCGCCGCCAAGGUCGCCGCCAACUCCCCCAGGGGCUUCCUACGAACCAACGAAACCAUCAACAGAUUCAAGAGUCUGCCCCAGGAGCCUGGCAAGAUGUCAUACAUUCUCCAAUACUUUGGCAUGUUGCUCGAUAAGACGACCCCUCUCAACGAGACCGAGACUCUUGAGCUUGCGGUUCCUGUCCUCGCGCAGGGUCGAAAGCACCUCCUGGAAAAGUGGUUGAAGGAAGGCAAGCUCGACUACUCCGAAAAGCUUGGUGACCAAAUCCGAGGACACGAUACCAAUCUUGCAUUGGCCGUCUAUCUCAAGGCCAACGUGCCUCACAAGGUCGUCGCAGGUUUUGCUGAGACUGGCCAAUUUGACAAGAUCCUCCCUUACGUCCAGCAGACUGGAUACCAGCCAGAUUGGAUCAGUCUCUUGCGACACAUUGUGAGCCAGAACCCAGAAAAGGGAGCCGAGUUCGCCAGUGCUUUAGCCAACAGUGAGGGUGGAGCAUUGGUUGAUAUCGCUCGCGUUGUCGAUGUCUUCCAGUCCCAAGGCAUGAUUCAGCAAGCCACAGCCUUUUUACUGGACGCACUGAAGGAUAACAAGCCAGAGCAUGCCGAGCUCCAAACCCGACUUCUGGAGAUGAACCUCAUGAAUGCGCCCCAGGUUGCCGACGCUAUCUUGGGUAACCAAAUGUUCACACAUUUCGACAAGUCCCGAAUCGCGACGUUGUGCGAGCAAGCCGGUCUGUACCAAAAGGCAUUAGAGCUCUACGAGGACCCUGCCGCAAUCAAGCGUGUAAUUUGCGGCAUCGCCGGCACUCCAAACUUCAACCAGGAAUGGUUGGUCAACUACUUUGGUCAACUUUCCGUUGAGCAGUCCCUUGAGAACUUGGACGCCAUGAUGAAGAGCAACAUCCGACAAAAUCUCCAGUCCGUUGUCCAAAUUGCCACCAAGUACUCCGAUCUUCUUGGCCCCGUUCACCUGAUCGACUUGUUCGAGAAGUACAAGACCUUUGAGGGUCUCUUCUACUACCUUGGCAGCGUUGUCAACAUGUCUGAGGAUCCUGAUGUGCAUUUCAAGUACAUCGAGGCUGCCACCAAGAUGGGCCAGUUCAACGAGGUGCAAAGAAUCUGCCGCGAUAGCCAACAUUACAAUCCUGAGAAGGUCAAGAACUUCCUUAAGGAGGCCCGUCUCUCUGAACAAUUGCCUUUGAUCACUGUCUGCGAUCGAUUCGAUAUGGUCCAUGAUCUGAUCCUCUUCUUGUACCAACAACAACAAUUUGAGUCGAUUGAGAAGUAUGUUCAGGGUAUUAACCCUGGCAGAACUCCUCAGGUUGUUGGUGGUCUGUUGGACGUUGACUGUGAUGAAUCUCAAAUCAAGAGCCUGCUCGCAUCUGUCAACCCUGCGUCCAUCCCUAUCGAUGCUCUCGUACAUGAGGUCGAAACAAGAAACCGCCUCAAGCUGUUGCUCCCCUUCCUCGAAGCUACCUUGGCAGCGGGCAACCAGCAGCAGGCAGUAUACAAUGCCUUGGCCAAGAUUUACAUCGACUCGAACAAUAAUCCUGAAAAGUUCCUCAAGGAGAACGAUCAAUACGACACCCUCAGCGUGGGCAAGUACUGCGAAAAGCGUGACCCUAACUUGGCAUUCAUUGCCUACCAAAAGGGACAGAACGAUCUGGAGCUGAUCAACAUUACCAAUGAGAACUCAAUGUACCGUGCCCAAGCCCGUUACCUUUUAGAGCGCUCGGACCGUGAGCUCUGGACGUUCGUCCUGAGUGAGAACAAUAUUCAUCGCCGGUCCGUUAUUGAUCAAGUUGUUGCUACAGCAGUGCCCGAGUGCAGCGACCCUGCCAAGGUGUCUGAGGCAGUUGCUGCUUUCCUGGCAGCAGAUUUGCCCGGUGAGCUCAUCGAGCUUCUAGAGAAGAUUGUCCUCGAGCCUUCGCCUUUCAACGACAACGCCAGUCUGCAAAACCUGCUUAUCCUCACUGCAGCACGUGCCGACAAGAGCAAGGUGGCCGAUUAUAUUCAGCGAUUAGACGCUUAUGACCCCGACGAGUGUGCUCAACUGUGUAUCAAUGUUGGUCUUCACGAGGAGGCAUUUGACAUCUUCAAGAAGGCAGGUAACCAGACUGCUGCCGUCGCCGUUUUGGUUGAGCAUGUCGUCAGUAUCGACCGUGCUAGCGCUUUCGCUGACGAAGUCGAUUCGCCGGAAGUCUGGAGCAAGGUUGCGAAGGCACAGCUGGAUGGGCUUCGCGUUACGGAUGCGAUCGAGUCGUACAUCAAGGCUGCUGAUCCUCGCAACUACGAGGAAGUCAUUGAGGUCGGUACCCAGGCGGGCAAGGACGAAGACCUCAUCAAGUUCCUGCGCAUGGCUCGCAAGACUCUUCGCGAGCCACCCAUCGACACAGCUCUUGCCUUCUGCUUCGCCCGAACCGACCAGCUUGGCGAGCUCGAGGACUUCUUGCGUGGCACCAAUGUCGCUAACAUUGAGGAGUCUGGUGACAAGGCUGCCAACGAGGGCCACUACCAAGCUGCCAAGAUCUUCUACUCUAGCAUCUCCAACUGGGCCAAGCUUGCCACUACACUCGUACAUUUGGAUGACUACCAAGCUGCUGUGGAGUCGGCCCGCAAAGCCAACAACAUCCGGGUAUGGCGCGAAGUACACGGUGCUUGCGUGAGCAAGAAGGAGUUCCGUCUUGCGAAGAUCUGCGGUCUCAAUCUUAUCGUUGAUGCCGAGCAACUGCAAGCCCUCGUUAAGCAGUACGAGUCUGAGGGCUACUUUGAUGAGCUCAUUGAACUUCUCGAGUCUGGACUCGGCCUAGAGCGUGCACACAUGGGAAUGUUCACAGAGCUCGGUAUUGCUCUGUCGAAGUAUCACCCCGAGAGGCUCAUGGAGCACAUCAAGCUCUUCUGGAGCAGGAUGAACCUGCCCAAGCUCAUUAAGGCUUGCGAAGAGGCUAACCUCUGGCCUGAGCUUGUGUUCUGCUACUACCACUACGACGAAUUUGACAACGCUGCUCUGGCUGUGAUGGAGCGCGCCGAGAACUCUUGGGAGCACCAACAGUUCAAGGACAUCGUUGUCAAGGUUGCCAACCUGGAGAUUUACUACCGAGCUAUCAACUUCUACCUGGAGCAGCACCCUUCGCUGUUGACAGAUCUCUUGCAAGCCUUGACUGCUCGUAUCGAUGUCAACAGAGUCGUGAAGAUGUUCCAGAAAUCUGACAACCUGCCUCUGAUCAAGCCAUUUUUGUUGAAUGUGCAGCACCAGAACAAGCGCACGGUCAACGACGCCAUCAACGACCUUCUCAUUGAAGAGGAAGACUACAAGACUCUUCGUGACUCGGUAGAGAACUACGACAACUACGACGCUACAGACCUCGCCAGCCGCCUCGAGAAGCAUGACCUCGUUUUCUUCCGACAAAUUGCAGCUAACAUCUACCGCAAGACGAAGAGAUGGGAGAAGUCCAUUGCCCUAUCGAAGCAAGACAAGCUGUACAAGGACGCUAUUGAGACCUCGGCCAUUUCCGGCAAGUCGGAGGUUGUCGAGGAGCUGCUACGCUACUUCGUCGACAUUGGCAGUAAGGAAUGUUAUGUCGGUAUGCUGUAUGCAUGCUACGAUCUCAUUCGACCAGAUAUCAUUCUGGAACUGUCUUGGCGCCAUGGACUGCACGACUUCACCAUGCCGUACAUGAUCAAUAUGCUCUCGCAGACCACCAAGGAACUUGCCCUCCUGAAGGCUGACAACGAAGAGCGCAAGGCCAAGGAGAAGUCGCAGGAGAAGGACGAGGAGCAGACGCCAAUCUUGGGUGGCAACCGCCUCAUGAUUACAGCCGGACCAGCCGGUGCUGCCGGAAGGGCCUCGCCGGCUCCUUUCGGUCAGACCAACGGUUUUGCACCGCAGCCUACCGGCUUCGGCUUCUAG